Pestalotiopsis fici W106-1 is the source of this 1461-nucleotide messenger RNA. RefSeq lists its product as uncharacterized. The record is from RefSeq and is a predicted model, not a curated record. Gene Ontology annotation, cellular component: cytoplasm. Gene Ontology annotation, molecular function: homogentisate 1,2-dioxygenase activity. The coding region runs from base 1 to 1461 and encodes 486 amino acids. NCBI's taxonomy places the organism in Eukaryota, Fungi, Ascomycota, Sordariomycetes, Amphisphaeriales, Sporocadaceae. Gene Ontology annotation, biological process: L-phenylalanine catabolic process. The transcript is spliced from 11 exons.
AUGGGAGCCAUCCGUCACCUUGAACCGACAGCAGCCUUUGGCGCAUGUAGUCAGUCGGCAUUCAUGACCAGCCCAACCGAAAAAGAUCCGUAUAGGUAUCAGGUCGGCUUUGGAAACUUCUUCAACUCAGAGGCCGUCCCUGGCGUGAUUCCGGUAGCACAGAAUACACCACAGAUUUGCAAAUAUGGACUCUACUCUGAGCAACUGACAAGCACUGGCUUCAUUGCUUCAAGAAAUGACAUGCAGCAUGUCUGGUUCUACAGGAUCAUGCCUUCACUUGCACAUGGGGUAGCCCAAAAACUGCCCGAAAACGAAGAUCUUGAAGCGCGAUUCUCCGCGAACAAUGAGAAUGUCGAAUUUCCACCGCAGGUCCUGUGCUGGCUUCCAUUCCUCAUUCCUUCAGACAGCGAAGAAAUCGACUUUUGUCAAGGGCUCAAGACCGUCAUUGGCAACGGAGAUGCCAUUAUGAAAGAGGGUCUGGCAAUCCACAUCUACACGGCCAACGUUUCCAUGAGGAAUAGGGCGUUUUGCAGCAACGACGGAGAUAUGCUCAUCAUUCCGCAACAAGGCCGUCUGGAUAUACAGACCGAACUUGGAAUGCUCAUGGUACGGCCCGGCGAGAUGGUCGUCAUUCAAGCCGGCAUCAAAUUCAAAGUGUCACUACCAGACGGCCCAUCAAGAGGCUAUGUGCAGGAGGUGUUCGGGAGCCACUACGAGUUGCCAGACAUGGGACCGAUCGGUGCUAACGGCAUGGCACUCCCGAGGAACUUUGAAUAUCCUGUGGCGUCCUUUGAUGAAGAUCUCUCCGAAUGGGAGGUUGUGGUGAAGCUGGGUGGAAAGUUUUGGUCACACAAACAGCAGCACACGCCGUUUGAUGUAGUCGCUUGGCAUGGAAAUUGCAUUCCUUUCAAGUAUGCACUGGAAAGGUUCAUCAACACGGCCGUCGUCGAUCGCGACCAAAGCGACCCGUCGGUGUACACCGUCUUGACCGCAAAGUCAAAAAUACCCGGGGUUGCCAUUACCGAGGUGAUGGCUUUUACGCCAAAAUGGAAUGUUACGACUAACAGCUUCAGGCCGCCCUAUUAUCAUCGCAACAUGGCUGCCGAGGUCAUGGGGAUUAUUCAAGGACCCUACGCUGGGAGCAGCCGAGAUCUCCGCGCCGGGGGGCUUAGCUUCCAGCCCAGUUACAUGGCACAUGGAGAAACUUACGAGACUUACGAAUUGGCAACCAAGGCUGACUUGAAGCCAGAGAGAGUGGGCGAGGGCUUCUUAGCAUUCAUGUUUCACAUUCCCACGCAUCUCGGCGUGACAAAGUAUGGGCUCGAGCGCAGUGGCGUGCUGAAUCCACCGUCGCCAGCCUUGUACGAUACAAUGAGGCCACAUUUCCUGGAGCGGACAGAGGAGAUCAAUGAGGACCUGAAGAAGAUGGGCCUACCGCCGCUGGGGACAGCUAGAUCGUGA